Drosophila hydei is the source of this 2040-nucleotide messenger RNA. Its product is annotated as AH receptor-interacting protein. Gene Ontology annotation, molecular function: peptidyl-prolyl cis-trans isomerase activity; protein binding. NCBI's taxonomy places the organism in Eukaryota, Metazoa, Arthropoda, Insecta, Diptera, Drosophilidae. Bases 146 to 1114 code for a protein of 322 amino acids. The transcript is spliced from 3 exons. The record is from RefSeq and is a predicted model, not a curated record.
UCCCUAGAGGGUUCUAGAAUAUUUGCAUUUCGAUUUUAGUGGAGUUUGUUGUCCUUUGUCGAACAGGAAUAAGAACUGCAGCCAAUAACAAAAUUAAUUAGCCAGCCCUAAAAAGCUACAAAUAUAUAUAUCUAUAUAAUUUAAAAUGGAAUCAGAAAUAAAAGAACAUGGUAUUGCAAAGCCCAUCCGCAAGGAAAUUCUAAAUCCGGGCAACAAAUACAUCGAACUGAAGCCAGGCACCAGGGUUAAAUUUCACUUCCAAACUCGUCGGGCUAACGAUGUACGAAUCAUAGACGAUAGCAAGAAAAUUAAUAAGCCAAUGGAAUUAGUUCUAGGCAAAAAAUUCAAAUUGGAAGUUUGGGAGGUGAUUGUGCAGAAAAUGUCCUUAAAUGAGGUGGCCAAAUUUACGGUACACAAAUCGCUCUGUGCUCAAUAUCCGUUCAUUUCGAAAACUCUUCGAGAUAUUGGCAAAAAACCGGACGAGCGUCGACAUUGCUGUGGCAUGACAUUACAGAACGAGGGCAUGGGCUAUGAGGAUUUGGAUGAGCUGCUGCAGAAGCCCGUCGACUUGGAGUUCACCAUCGAAUUGAUAUCGAUUGAGCUGCCUGAACAAUAUGAGAAGGAGCGCUGGCAAAUGUCCGAUGACGAGAAAAUGCUUGCUACGCACACGUUACGGGAGCGCGGUAAUCGCCAUUAUAAGGCGCAUAAUUAUGCCGAGGCGGAGAUUUGCUAUCGCGAUGCCGUCGGCAUGAUCGAGCAACUGAUGCUAAAGGAGAAGCCCCACGAUGCCGAAUGGCAGCAGUUAGCUAGCAUCAAGACUCCGUUGCUGCUCAACUACGCCCAAUGUCGAUUGAUUGCAGGCGAUUAUUAUGCGGUGAUUGAGCACUGCAACGAGGUACUCACACUUGAUCCCCGUAAUGUGAAGGCACUAUUCCGCCGUGCCAAGGCCCAUGCUGGCGCUUGGAAUCCGGCGCAAGCUCGCCGUGAUUUCAUUGAUGCCUUGGGGCUGGAUGCAACACUAAAGACAACGGUCGCCCGCGAGCUGAAGGCGAUUGAGGAGCAGCAGCAUGAACGCAACGUUCAGGAUCGCAUCCAUAUGCAAAAGCUCUUCUAGAAUAUAAGUUGCGCUAACGUACUGCUCAUGCUCCUUGUUUAUUGGAGCAACUAUGCGCAGCGUUAACAGUUAGCCAAUAAUGCUUUUCUCUUCUGGCAGAGUAGCUAUGUCUACACAUUGGCCUUGUACUGCUCCAAGGGUUUUGUACUGCUCUGCCUUCUUUUCAAUCAACUCCUGUGCUGCUGGAUCAUAUACAAGACGCUGUUCGUGGCCCUAUGGAGACGGCAUCGCCGAAAUGGACGAGCGCGACUGCGGGCAAAUGCACGAAAGAGACGUCAAUAAUGAGGUCAAAUUCAAAAUCCACUCUCUCUUUCUCCUCUGUCUCUGUCUCUGUCUGUCUCUAUCUCUUUCCGUGUUGAACCAUUAAUGGCAUUUAGACUAGACUUAAGCAUUUCGAACUUUCAUGUGAAACGGUUUCCGGAAAGCCAUUAAUACGCCAUUAAUCACCAAAUAUUGAAAGAAAUGUAUAUGUUGUAUGUAAAUGUGUAUUUAGGAAUAUUAUAAGUAUGGCCUCAACUCGAAAGCCACAAAAUUGUAACUGUAGCGUUAAAGCAAAACAUGCUCGUCUGUAUUAUAUGUAUGUGUGUUAUAUCUAGUUCUAUGUAGGCUUAUUAUCUUUAGCUAAUUGUUUGCAUGUGCAAUAAAUUUAUGUCUAAUUGUUGUCAACGCCUCUGUUUUCGUUAGCUUAAUUACUUAAGUAAUUAGAACUACUUAGCUAUUUGGGCGUAACUGUAAUCGGAUGUUGUUCAAAUAUUACUCUUAAGGCAGUUGUGUUAAUUGCAAUUUGUUUUAUUUUCCUUCUUUUACAGAGUUCUUACUAGAGUUAAGCAAAGUUACUUUUAAGUCUUCUGAAAUGUUUGUUGUAGGAGAAAUUGUUAGAUUAUCAGUUACUAUAAGAGCUUAUAUUCUCAGAAACGAAGCAAUUU